UCUGAUGCUUCUCCGCUGCUUUCAUUAUGAGUACAUUGGGCGCAUGUGUUAACUCAACAACGUAGCCAAUGCAACCCAGUCCAAAUACUGUGGAGUCACAGUGCUGUGACUCAGUGCUGUGACUCAGUGCGCCUCAGCUGACAGGUCACCACACCUCUUCAUGUAAAGAGUAAAGCAGGUGCAUCGUGACAAGGACCCGAAUCAACAAAAAAAAUGUCUAUUACAAGCAGCCUCAUAGAAGGUGGCCCUCAUUUGGAAAUCACUGCCUGUGCAAGGUUUAUAAGGAGAGUGUGACCAAACAGCAGAGAGCAACAGAAGAAAGAUGCACUGCUCAUACAGAAACUCAAACACCCCAGUUUGAGCCCUGCCUCGUCUGAUUUGCCUGAGACCAAAGACCACACUGGUGGCAUUUCCUUUCAAACCAAAGUUGACUGACAUCUGACAGCAGCCACAGCAGAGUGUGAGCAGACGGGCCUGGGGUUUGUGUGACUCCACUGAUUUCUCUGCCUGUGAAGUGUGCUGGGCAGUGCUCUUCUGUGCGCUGCCUGUGCUACUUGGCGCCUGUGACCCACAGCUGGAAGAUACAAAGAGACAAAGACUGAGAGAGGCCGCUACAGUCAUGAGGCUUUCCCUUGUAUCAGCUCCACAGCAUUACUCUUGAGUCUUUGCUCUGGUGCCAGAUCAGUGGUUCACAAUGAGGGUGAAGAGAUGAGCCUGCCGCAAGCAGCCCUGUCCCUGCAGUUCCUGCCACUGGAUGUUUAUUAAUUCAUACAACCCAGAAGAGAUGCCCCUGUCUCCCAGAUAGCACUUCUGAGGACCAGGCCUUUACAGCACGCAUUGUGCACCAUGGCAGGAGAGACUCAGCGAAUGCAUGCUGUCAAAGAGCUGGACACUGAGUCCAAACUGCAGGAUGAGGGGACGGAGCUGGAACAGCAGAGUGACAAAACCACACAGGAGUCUUCAGAGCACUUUUCAAGCACAGGCACUGGGGCCAGAGCCAGCAACAGAGGGGCCAAAGUUGACAAGCUAGAGAAACAAAGAGACUGUCCACAGCAGCGUGAGGCUGUCAUUCGGCCACAGCAGACAGGGAGGAUUGACUUUAGAUCACUGCAGAAUAGUUCAAAAUUUCCCACUAACAGGACUUGGUCAAGUGGCAAAGGCAGCCCCCAGUCCCCGAGUGGAAAGGGCCGCAGCCGAGAGAAGGGGAAGCGGUCAGCAAAGACAGAGCGUGGCAACCCGCAGCAGCUGUACAGACUUAGCAUCACAAAUUCACGCUCCAACCCCACCAUUGGUAUUGCCUACCCACAGCAGAAGGUUUCGCCACCCAAGAAGCUGGAGACCAGUUGUGGCCCAGUCUUGGGCAGCUACAGAUUCCACGUUCCCAGCAUACCAGAGAGAGAGGCUGAGCUACAGCAGGAAGAGCUCACCUACAGCCACUGCUUCCAGGAGGCUUCCUCUAACCUUACCUCCUCAAGUUAUACCUCACAGGCACUGGGUUCCUCCAGUGGAACGUCAGCCCAUCCACAUCCACCCCUGUCACAGCAGCAGCCUGCCUCAAUGGAAAACAAUAGUACCCAGCCUGGCAGCCAGCUGAUCCUGGCUGACUUUCAGCUGAGUGGUUCUAAUGCAUGGCAGUCUCCUGAAAGGACUUUUAAUGGUGCUAACUAUGGGGUUUCAUCACAAAAAUCCACUUCCCUUGCAGAACCCAAUAAGGCCUUUGUGUCUGUUCCCGUUCAACAUGGAUAUCAUUUUCUGGAAGAAUCAACCUCUGACUCUUUUCCCUGUGAACAGAACCCCCAAUCCCAAGACUUUACAGACUCUACCCUAAAUUCUGUUCAUGUGACCCACAGCUCCUUUUCCUUUACCCCAGGUGAAGGGCAAAGCAUCAGUCAGAACAGCACUCAGUUUAAUAAUGAGCAGCAACCAGAGGAUAGAAGCUCUUAUCCUCACCCCCCACAGUCACCGUUUAUUCAAGGAGUAGCAUCCUCCAUCCAGUGUCCUAGGAAUCUGAGUGAGGACUCAGCCAGCAGUGACAGCUCUGCCUCCAGCUCACAACAGUCAGAGCAGGGAAGAAGUGCCUUGCCUGAAAGCACAGACACUACUGGACAGGCAGACAAUAGGGAUGCAGCCAUCACCUCGGGGUCUAACUGUCACACCAAAGACACAGAUUCCAACCAAAGAACACUCAUACAAGGAAGUGUGCACAAUGCAAGAACUAUUUCCCAGAGUCCAGGCUCCCAAGUGCACUUUACAAGUAAAACGUUUAACAGCCCUCCAGUCAGUAACAUACACACAGUCUCAAUACCUUUUGACAAAAACUUUAAUAAUAAGGUUCUAAAUAGGUUACCACACUCCUGGGAGGGUCCAAAUAAAACAUAUUCACCAGGUGAUCAAAAUACAAUUCAGUAUACUGACAUGAAUGAUAGGUUUCAGUUUCAGAACCAGCCAGCACUUGACCAACGGCCAAAUUCAUCAAAGAAUAGCAGAAUGCCCUGGCAGCAGAUACGGCCAACUGUGCCAAACCAAAACAGAAUCGAGUUAUCUCGGCAGGUAAGCAGCCAAAAAUUGGCUUACAUGGUUUCCCCCUCUGACUGGCAGGAUGAUAGUAAAUCACAUAAACACAGUUCAAUGAAAAACUCCAGCUUAUUUCAGAACAGCAGAACUAGUGAUGGGUUUUCAAACCAAAGACAAGAGACUGCAAAACAUAGCAAUAACACAGUCUCAACUUUUAAAGUAGAUAUGAACCACAAAAAUAAGGCAGUAUACUUUGGACUCAACCAGUCUCUUCCAGCACCAACAAAAAACUACAGCUAUCCACCAUUACAGGUCCCACCUAUGGGACUCAUGAUGGUGUCACCUUACGAAUCCCCUUUACCCUCCCCAGUUCAUAAUCCCCCAUCUAGUAGCACCUGCUCUUCUCUCUCCCCAUCAUCCACCAGCCCUGUUAACAUCAGUUCAGAGGACAGUCAAGUGUCAAAGUCAACACCCCCUAACACAUUUUUUCACCAGCUCCAACCCAAAAAUCAGUUACCUUCAGAUCACCUGAGCUCUCAUCCUCACCAGUUUCAUUCUGAUGCUUCACGACACCUUACUUAUGCACCAGACAAAGUCAAAGAUGACAUGAUUAGCUACCUGCAAAACAGCACACAUCCAAAGACAGCUAUGGAUGGAAACAAAGAUUACAUGGACAGCUUUGGGGUGGAGCAUCACCAGCCUCCACCAUCAUACUCUGCCCAUCAGUUGUUAGCCACAUCUUAUCUUGACCAGUUAGACAUGCUUUUGACAUGCAAGCAGUGUGAUCAGAAUUUCAGUAACCUGGUUUCAUUUCUAGGCCAUAAGCAAUACUGUACUCAACACACAUUUUCACAAAAUGACCUCAAAGACAUAUCAAAGAUGGAGGACAGCAGAAAAUUUCACGCAGAACCAGCAAAAGCAGUGCCGUCUGUAUCCAAUGUUUCAAUGUCUAGGUGCCCAUCUGACCUUCACUUAACUUUGUUGGGCCUCAAUAAAAAUGGAGAGCUGAUAUCUGACUGUGAAACAAAAGGAGACAGUAAAGAUGAUCCCAUGAAACUCAGCUUGUUUUCUGGCUCUGGUAACCUCCCUGUUCCUCUCCCUGAGUUGGAAAUGGAGGAUGCCAAAUUAGACAGCCUAAUCACAGAAGCCUUAAAUGGGCUGGGCUAUCAGUCAGACAAUGGAGAGAUAGACAGCAGCUUUAUUGAUGCAUUUGCUGAUGAUGACCUCACCACUGUCAAAGCUACAUCAAACAAACAGUGUCUGAAAACCAAAGAAUCCCUGGUCUUUGAGAGCAAGAACAAAGAAGGAGACGAUGACAAGUCCUUCACACAGAACAAGGGUUUCUAUGACUCAGAUAUUGAGAGCCCUGUGACAGAUAAACAGCACACCAAAAGCAAACUAGAGAAAAUAUCUCUAAACUUGGAACAAGACAAGAAAAUUAACAUAAAAAAAGAAGUCUCUCGCAAAAAUUCAAGAAUCACUUCAAGGGAGAAGACAAGGGAGCAAGAGAGCAAAGUGAAAGAAGCAAAAAAACUGUGUAAGAAUGAAGAUGAAAACACAAGCACACAAAGGUUUCUCUUAUCCAGCAAGUUUUCUGAGCGUUGUGGUGUUAAAAGCUUUCAGGACAGCUCAGCACUUCGAGGGUCACUACCCUCACAGGCCUCUACAUCUCCAACUUCAAGAACUGCAGUGAAAGAGUGCAAGAGGAAAAGCACUGGAGGAGGCACCUGGAGCAAAGAACUCAUUCAUAAAAUAGUUCAGCAGAAAAAUAAACUCCAUAAGCUCCAUGUGAAAGGUACCAAGAACCUCCAGUUUUCCUUAGUGAUGGAGAGACUGACUCCCACUGUACAGAACCCUGCGUUUGGAGAAUAUGAUUAUGUCUCGGACUCAGAUGAUGAAUGUGAGGCUGUGAAGAUAGCAAGCCAAGGUCGACUAAAUCAAAGCAGUCGGUGUAAAUACACAUACACUAAAGAGUGCAAAUGGCGAGCUAGGAGUGAGAGGGACCAGGCAGCGUGGAGGCAUGAGUCAAAGGAGUGUUUUGAGGUGAAAAAAAGCGAGGAAGUUUCUCUCUUGCCUGAAAAGCACGGUUCUCACCAGAGACUCAAGAGAAGGGGUAACAGGUCAUCCACAAGCAGUGAACUCAGCACACCUGUGAGUGUUUCGAGUGAUAGUAUCAACAGUCCCAAAAGCACUGACCAUAUUGAUUCAGAUUGUGAGAAGAAGACAGACAUGAUAAAGAAAGAGUCUCCAGAGCAGAAAACCCAUGAAAGGUCCUCCCCACAGAAGUUAUGUAAAGAGUCCAGCACACUAGCACUGACAUUCACUAAAUCUGUCAAGAAGAAUAAUACUGACAAUGCCAUCCUUUAUGAUAGCAAGGACAGUACAGAAAAUCCAAAAAAAUAUCACUCAUAUCCAGAAGUUACAGAUCCAGUGUCAUCCUCACAAAAAGCCAAAGACACAAUGAAAAACCUCAUCAAGAAAAAUCAAGAAAGAAGCAGAAAGAAGCAGGUGUCUCACAGAAAAGAAACUGGCACGAUAGUCAGUGCAGACAGAAGCACCCUACAGAGAACCAGCAAUCUGUGCCUCAAAGAAGAACCGACACAGUGCGGCACUACAGACAAUCAGCUGCUAAAGUUUGAUUUAGACACCCCCAGCAUCAACAAAAUAACUGAUUUCAAUAUUGACAGGAAUGCAAAAGGCAAAGGAAGAGAGGGGCCCCAGGCCACACAACCAGAGCUAUCAGACAGUACUACAUUUGAAAAACAGACUGACAGCGUCUGCACAGUGAAAGAGGCUAUUACUUUAGUCAGUGACCUGGACACACACAAGCCUGCAUCACUUUGUGCCUCUUUGAUAGAUGAGGUGUGCCUUUCUACAACUGAAAGCCAAGAUCCUUUGAUACAAAAAGACACGCUCCACCUCAUGCCCUACCCUCUGGAUCAGGAACAGGGGCUUAUGAAAUCCCCCCUUUCAUUUGAUACCUCAUCAAUGUUCGGCGACCUGACAGCAUUUGACAGUGGAAUUUAUUCAGAUAUGCCAGUUCAGAAAGAAGGUUUCCAUUCGAUAGAGAACACAGCUGAUAAAAAAGAAGAACUUGUGUCAUCUUUCUCUCCUUUUCUGGAACAAAGAGAGUGGAACCUUAUAGUUAGCCCAGUGCUACCAGAUGAGAUAUCUCAGUACAAAGGCAACUCUGAGAAAAGAGAUGAAAAGAAAUCAGAUUACAAUCACAUUCCUUUGUCUCUGCCAGAAAAAAUAAUUGAUUAUUCUGCAAAUCUUAACAGCUGUGCAUCAGAGGAUGAGCUAGAGAUAAAGAGAAUAGUGAAUGAGCUUGAAAACCAGCUGCAGACAACUAAGUUGGAAAGCCCACCAGUACUAGCCCAGGAUGUCCCCAAGCAGCUGCAAAUCAGCAAAUUUUCUCCUUUACGUCUGGGUGAUGAUUCAGAGAAUGAAGGCAUCAGUCUGGGUACGAGGUGCCCUGUGCAAACAAUGGAUAUACCAGUGACCAGAAUCCCUUCAGAGCCUUUCACUGAGCCAGGACUCUCAUGGUCCAGCCCGAUCCAAUUUGAGAUAAUGGGUGGACACCACAGUCCCCACAUUCCAACUCACAAUGAACCAGGGGGACUUGAACAUUUCACUGAAAAAGAGGGCGAUACACCAAACUUGAUUGCUACAACUUCACAUAUUGAACACACACAACUCCACCAUGGCCAAAAAUUGGAGAGAAAUGCUAAAAAAGAGACUCCAUUAGAAACAAAGGAAGAUGUUUUAGAACAGAAGAGAUAUACAGAAAACCUCAUGAAAAGCCUGGAAGUGAUUUCAGACUCUAUAUUCAAAAAAGAAUCCAUUAUAUCAGAAUACAAGGAGCCGAAUGUCACUUCUCUCACGAGUCAACAACAUCAAGAAAUUGAAUGUCAGGCAGUUGAUGCAGUUGGGAGAGAAGAUUACAGUAAGAAGGAAGCAGUUACUGGGAAGGAGAAUAUAUUAUCAACUUCAAAUAUCAAUGAGCGGAAGGAUGAUAUUGCAUUCAUUUUGAAUGAGUCACAGUCAUCUCUCUCUAACAGCACUGACCCCACAGUCGAUGGAAGCCAGGCAAUUUCACUGCAACAAAGUGAGCCCUUAGAAAACAAUAAUAGCAUGGCUGAGAAUACAGACACACAAGAGGAGAAUGUCACUGAGAAUAGUAAUUUGAUUGAGUCUGCUCACUGUCCAAGUGUAGUGACACAUGACCCACAUAUAGCUGAGGAGUCCUGUGUGAACAAUAGUGCCGAAGAUAAUGGGAAUCAGGUGUUCAAAAAUGACAGUGAAAGCCAAGAACAUUCAACUACACAAAGCAACUACACAAAGGAAGCAGAGGCAGCGAAGGAAAUCACCGGUCAGCCUGGCAGCCAUCCUUCUUCACCAGCUCUACCUGACCCCGGUCUGGACAUUGGUGAGAAAAUGGCAGAUGUGAUGAAAACAGCACUGCAAGAACAAACCACUAACAACCACAGGAAUCCUGGAGACAUUAGUUCAUCACAUGCCGGUGAACUGAAAGCGGAGCACUCAGAUUUCAUUGAAACAGCAAAACAAGAUCAUUUGACGGGACUUUCUCUGACUGACUGUAGCCCUGCUAAGAUUUACUGUACAAGUCCGGCAACCGAUAUGUCAGUGGAGAUAGUCACCACAGACAAGCCCUGCAGUCCAAUACUAGUGGAGACCAGCACAGAGAUUACUAGUCACUGCUCACCCUUUGGAGACCCACAGUCCAUAGCAGGACAGAGCAAUCUGCUGAUUCUGACACAGUCCGAUGUCAUCAUUGACAAUGAAUCUUGCAAAAUUACUCCAUUCAGUGACUCUUUGAAACCGGAAACAGCUCUUACCUUUGACACCACUCAGAAACAAGAGGAAAUUUUAAAUGUUCGAGACAUCAAAGAACAUCUUCCAGUUGAUUUUAUGGCAAGUCACCAAAACUCACCAGCAAGAGAGGAGGUGGAAGAAAGUCAUUGCUUUUUUCUACACACUGCCCCACCAACCAGUCCUCUUGUAUCAACGUCUCCUCAAACACCCAUACGGAAACUGGACCUAAAAGAUGAUUCGUGUGAGUCACAAAGCAAAUGUAGUAAUACGUCUAUAGAUCAAGGCUCAGUUCAAAAUGUGAAAUCCCCCGUAAAUAAAGAUGAUGAGCAAAGUGUCGGAGAGGCUCUAAACAGCGAUAAGCAAUUGAACACAACAGCUACAGUGGAGUAUUCUUUGAUAAGCCCACCUCACCUGGGCUUGGGCAUCACAGAGUGUAAAAUCCCGAGCUCUAAUGCCACUGUUCAUUCUCCAGUUCCUGUGACCAGCACAGCAGAGCCACCAGAGAUAUCAGAGUGCCUUGAAAAGAAAGAUCCAAUGUACGAUUUCAAGCUCAGCCCUCUGAACUACGACAGCAUCUCAGAUGAAACUCCACAGGUGAAUGAAUAUGACUACAUACCAGUUUCACCAGCCAGUAAACCUGAAGAGAAUCCAGAUAUCAAGCAGAGUCCCAGAGAUGACUGUGAACCAUGUGACCUGAGUGUUAACCCUGCACUGAUGUUCAACAAAAGUGAAACAGACACAGUGGUGUUGUUGAACUCAAGCCCUACAGCUAGCCUGAAUUUACCAGAUGAAUCGCUGGUCCUCCAGCAGAGUAUGAAAUUAAUAUGUUUUUCAUUGGGCCUCCCAGUGAAUAUCAAAAGCACAAAUUCCUCAGCUUCCAAUACAAAGAAAGACUUGGAGAUUAGCCAUGAUCUAAUUGAACCUACUGAGCAUUUGGAUAUUCAUACAGACCUCAAGAAGAAGGUUGAAUCAGUGGAUUUAACCUCUCAAGAUGCUCUUGCUGAUGACAGUACACUUCUUAGAAAAGACAUUUCAGAUGGUCCGCCCACUCCUAAGCCACUUGUCAUCUGUGAAGAUGAACAAAUGCCUCUUCCAUCCGACCGAUCAGAGAAGCAACCAACAAUAGAGACUGGCCAGUGUUCAACAACGCACCAGAUACACAAAGAAAUAUUACAAAAAAGGACACAGAGCAAUGCUCAACAGGGAAAAGUGCUCUGUGAAAUCUGCUUAAUGUGUUUCAGGACUGUGCCAGGGUUAAAGAGACACAAGGCCAUGAAACAUUUGGUCAGGACUGAAAAACUCAUUGGCCCGCAGAACACAACUUCAGACCAUCAGGAGACUAUGCUUAUUUAUGAAGCAUCACAAACUACAGAGAAAGAACAUAAAGAUGAUUCACAGACCUGUUAUCCAAGAAAAAUUGAUAGGCUGCCUGAGACAAGUAGCACUCUCAUAUCUAAAGCAGCAGAGACUGAGUCAGUCCUGGAGAAGAUGGUAACUGAGACAAGCAUGGUGGCAGUCGAUGAAAUAGGCCAUCAAAGCCCCCUGCUGCCAACAAAAGCAAAGAAGAACAACAAAGCUAGAAAGAACAAAAACAGUGAGGUAAACACAAAGCCUGACCCUUUCUCUGAUGAGAUUCUAAAUAUAUUAAAAACGGAUAUUCUUCAAGCCAUAACUCCUGAGUUCAAAAGCAGUGGAUUACAAGGGCACCACAAAUCUACCGAGGAGCAGGUGAACAUCAGUGACAGAACUGUUACUGAAACAGAGGAAUUCCCUCACCCUGUUACUUCAGACUUUGGCUUUGACAAAACACCCCAGCCUCAAGCAAAAGAGACGAAUGUACUUAACGAAACCGUUGAGCUAAGUCAAAUCAUAAGCGUGGAGGAAAUUAAAUGUAAAAGCAAGACAGAAAUGGCAAACAGGGAAGAAUCUACAGAUAAUUAUGAGAAAAGUGCUACAUCUGUAGACAAGGAUAUAAUCAAAGAAUGUGACGACUCCAGACUCAAGACUCUGUGCACUGUGGAAGAGAUGCAUGAAAAAAAAGGACCAGAAGAGAAUCUUGCUCAGGAGAUUGUAAGAAAAGUGUCAGCUGAGAUAAAAUGUGAGGAAAACUGCAGCCCAUCAGACAGGGUACAUUCUCUCUCCUGUUUGAACUCUUCCCCUCUCAGCCCUCCCAGCGUAAGACCCGAUCUGAAGGCCUUACUUGAUGAUGACACCACAUUCUCACAGCUGUUCCCCAGAGAUGAUGAGGCAAAAAGGAAAAAGUGCCCAAGGGUGUACAGCAAAAGAAACAAAAGGCAGAAGCUAUCACCUGACUUGCAUGUGACUCAGGAUUACACUCCUGCAGAGGCCUUCGUGAAAAAUAAAGAUCAGUUUGUGGAAAAGCAAUCAGAGCAGACAUUCACUGACAAUCAGACUAACCACUGUGAAUAUGAGACAAUAUCUAUUGAUGAUGCCAUCAUGUUGAAUAUGUGCCACAACAGCACACUGACUGCUAAUGCCAAGUCAAUGUCAGAUGUUAAACAAAGUGAUCAGGAGGAUGUUCAUGAGAAUGUUAAAGAGCUGAGCAACAACCUCUUGAAUUCACUUGAGAGCACCAUCGAUAAAUCCUUAAUUGAAUGGAGUGGCUCCGGUGACUUCACUGGCUUUGACACGUGCUUGACGGUGACCCCUGACACCAGCACCCGUAAGCCAGAAGUGCCAACCGCACCUUGCCCUCUGCCUCUGUCUGCCGCCCCAUAUCCUGUGGAGCCAUGUGUCGCAGAGAAUGUCCAAACCUUCCACAGUAUAGACAUGCAAAACAUCAACACCACAUUUCAACUUCCUGACAUACAGUUCUUUGAUGCCAAUAAAGAUAUCUCAGUGGCUCCUCCUGUUGCAGCUGCUGAGGUGGAGAACAGAGAUGAUGAAAAAUCCAAGAAAGUAACAGAGCGGCGGGGCAGGAAAUGGCAAGAUGGUGGAAUGAAGGUCAAAGAUAAGCAGUACAAGUGCAAAGUGUGCUUCACUUGGUUCCUCACCCUAGGUGAACUGAACUUUCACAAGUUAUCGCACAACCCCUCUCCACCUCCAACCUGCUACAUGUGUGUCCAGCGCAAAUUCAGCUCCAGGGAGCAACUGAGAGACCAUCUGAGAGAGAAACAUGCCAAAAACAAGACAGGUAUCUGGACCUGUGGAAUGUGCUUGAAGGAGAUAUCGGACGUGUGGAUGUACAAUGAACAUUUACGAGAGCACGCCACUCAGUUUGCCCGGAGAGGUCAGACUCAAGGCUCCAUGUUAGACAUUCCAGGCUGCUUCAUGCAGGAGACAGCUGUGAAGAACUUUAUCACCUCAAUAAUGCAGCACCGCCCCAGCAAAGCCAACAGAGAGGUCAGCAAAGUCCUUAAAGAACAGGAAAAAACUGUUGCUGCAGACAGCGCUGUGGGAGAGGGGAAAACCUCAGAGGGGGCUGAGCCAAAAGUUCACAAAACUAAACACAUCAGUGGAGCAGGUGGGAAGCAGAGCACAUUAACUCCGCUUGAGGUCCUCCACAAAACAGAGACACCUAGAAGUGUUGAGAUGCAUCCCAACUGCAAAGACCCCUCGAGAGAUUGCCACCACUGUGGGAAACAAUUCCCCAAACCAUUCAAACUCCAGAGACAUUUAGUGGUCCACAACUUGGAAAAAAUUUUCCUGUGUCACAAAUGCCCUGUCUCUUAUCAAGAACCCCAGGCGCUUAAAGACCACCUGAAGAGGGCGCAUGAGGAGGUGGACGAGCCAGAUUCAAAACACACUACCCUUUACACAUGCGAACUCUGUGCUGAUGUCAUGCAUGUGAUUAAAAAAUCUUUCAUCUGCAGCACCUGUAACUAUACCUUUUCUAAGAAGGAGCAAUUUGAUCGUCAUAUGGAAAAGCACCUGUCAGGGGGGAACAAAAUUUUCAAAUUCCGAGGUGUUCUCAGACCUGUCAAAACAUCUGUGUCCAAAGAAGAUGAAUGUGAUUUGCCUGCAAGCAAGAAGAGAAGAACCCUCUCUGACAGUCUGCAAGAAAACAGCUCAGACAGUGGCAUUGCUAGUGUAGGCUCAUUGCACCUAAGUCAAACCCCUGAAACACAGUAUACAAAACCCUCAGCGUCCACAGCAGAUGACUUCACACAGACCAUUGCAAAUGAAUAUCACAGUGACACAAGCAAUACAAAUGUGAAAACUGAGGACAUGGCUGAGGACUGCUCUGAGCUAUUCGUAGAGCUGGAGAAAUGCAUUCAUAUGGACUCAGAGUCUGCUGCACCCAAGAAAGAGGAAAUUGACCAAAGUCCCUCACCUAAUCCUGAUGAAGAGGGUAAUGGAAAAUCAAUUAUCGAACCAUGUGACGUGAAAGAGGAGGAUGUGUUAGUCUGCAUUAGAGCAGAGACAACCUCAUGGUCAGCAUCGAACGAGAGCAGCAGCGUGGAGGAGGAGAUUAUUAAAGUUAAGGAAGGCUUCGCUGGAGGUGACACAGUUGAGACUAAAGAAAAAGCAGACUUACUUCCACCUACUGAGGACUGUUUUGUCGGCAUAAGAGAAAAUCAAAUCAUUUCAAAGACACCCGAAUCAGCUCCUAAUGUGACAGACCAGCAGAUGGAUGAUGAGCAGUGGCAUCACACGCCAAAAGCUUCCAAUAACAAUGGCAAACAGCAAACCUUAUCUCAAAGCGCUGAGCAGGAAGGUAGCAGACCAAUGAAGGACAAGGUUUCCCCAGCCAAAACAACUGACAGCACCAAGAACAGCACUACUACCACAGAAUCAACAGCAGUCCUCCACUCCAAGGUUGUCCUCAGUGCUUCAGUCUCAAAUGAGGACAAAGAGUCUCUGAAACCACAGAAGAAGAGGAAAGACAUGAAAUCCACCCACAGCCUGCAAAGGAUUCCCCCUCCAGUCACACAAGAGAACUUUGACUCUAGGGUGAAAAAGAAAUUUCGCCCAAGCAAGUGUGCAAAUCCCUCUCUACAAAGAAAAUCUGAUGGACCCAACGACUACGCUGUGCUGUCCUCAGUACGAGACGACGUUGUGAGCAACAAAAUAGUUUCCAAGUGCAAGACUUCAAACUUGGGUUUGCAGUCAAAAAAAGGUUUGCUUGAUAGCUGUACUCCAAAGAAAGCUGAUAUUGUUAAUCCCCUUAACGGGGAUUAUAAAGUCAAAAAGGGACCUCUGGGGCGGCCUCUGCAUGCCCCUAUUUCUAAAGUGUCUUCAGUUCCCAUGAGCAAUUCUUUGAAUAAAUCUAGGCCAAAGAUAGGGGUUAGGUCAAUGGAAAGCCAUUCCUACCGGACAGCAGAGUCCCAGAACCAUCUCCUAAGUCAGCUGUUUGGCCAAAAACUCACUAGCUUUAAGAUUCCUUUGAGGAAGGACACAUCUGAAUCUAUAAACUGAGCGGGGAUUGAGGGACCUGUGAAUAAGAGAGUGUAAAUUUCACAGUUAUAAAUGUCUGUUUAAGAAAGAAAUUAUGGUGAAUGAGAUUGCACAGCUCUUUUAUGUGAAAUGCUAUCUUUAAAUACUUACAUAGUCACUUUAUGUCUUCUUUGUUCAUGUGUUUUAUCAAACAAAUGUGAGGAAGAAUGGCAGAUAUGAAUUUUGGGUCAAAAAUGAACAUGCAAAAAUUGUUGAAAAUUUUUUCUGCUUUUCCUUUGUUAGAUAUUAUCUGUUUCAGAGAUGAUAUUGCAUUUACUUAAGGGAAAGAAAGAAAGAAUACUUGAAAAUACAGCCAAAUAUGAUCUAAGAAAUGCGUGCUUGUUUUGCAUUGAUAACAUGAUUUUAUCAUUUUAUGUCUUUCUGCAAAAGGACCAAAAGACGUCAGAACUGACCUGGACUAUUGUCAGUGCACCUUUUGUACAAGCUUUCAACAUAUUCAUUUUGGGUUUUUG
This is a messenger RNA of Monopterus albus (swamp eel), 13220 nucleotides long. It is a transcript of the gene znf469, whose product is annotated as zinc finger protein 469. The transcript is spliced from 7 exons. The coding region runs from base 847 to 12729 and encodes 3960 amino acids. NCBI's taxonomy places the organism in Eukaryota, Metazoa, Chordata, Actinopteri, Synbranchiformes, Synbranchidae. The record is from RefSeq and is a predicted model, not a curated record.